Messenger RNA from Triticum turgidum subsp. durum (durum wheat), 1257 nucleotides. Lineage: Eukaryota; Viridiplantae; Streptophyta; Magnoliopsida; Poales; Poaceae. The record is from the annotation of a GenBank genome assembly.
AUGUACGCCAAGACUCAGCGGCUGAUCUUCCGCUGCCGCACGCUCCGCCGCCUGCGCCUGACGAGCUGGACGCUGGACCUGCCGGGGAGCGUGGACAUGGCGUCGCUGGACACGCUCUGCCUCGGGAGGAUCGUCGACGGAGGCGGGAUGCUGCAGCGGCUGCUCUCGAGCUGCCCGCGCCUUGCCAGCCUGACGCUGGAGGAGUGCCAGAGCAUCAAGGAGAUCACGGUGGCCAGCCCCUACCUGCGCAGCUUCGCCAUGAUCUGCUGCCACAAUGCCACGGGCGUCGAGCUGCACACCACCUGCCUGAACUCGCUGCACUACAGAGGCGGCCUCCCUCCUCGCGGGCCGUCCUUUAUCACGGUCCCAAACUUCUUGGCAGUCGCGGCGCUGAGGAUUGGAAUCUGCGAAGACCUUUCCAGCAAAGGACCGUCGGAAGUCGCUCCAGUGACGACGCUCAUCAGCAGGUGCAGACGCCUGAGAUAUCUUGAACUUUCCUUGCACCCAUCAAUGGCCUACUACAGCAGCCUGCUCACAAGCGUCUUGCGCGGACUAGACAACCUCACAGAGCUGAGCCUCCAGGGCAGAUUGCCCACUGAUCAUGCUGUCCGGUCUGUCGCCGCCUUGCUUCUCAACGCCAAGAACCUGCAAGUGCUGUCGCUGUUCCUUCUGGGUCCAUAUGAUCGGAUGGCAUACGAUUUGUCUGAUGCUGAAUCAGAGACUGAUCUGUCGGACACCAAUUCAGAUGGCGAAUAUGGUACCUACCCAGAUGGCGAAAUAGAUGCCGUUCCAGAUGGCAAAACAGAUACCGAUCAAGAUGCUGAUCCAAAUGCUGAAACAGAGACCGAGUCAGGUGGCGAAUCAGAGAUCGAGCCAGAUAACGAGGCAGAUGGUGAACCAGAGACUGAGCCAGAUGGCGAACAAGAUAUGGAGCCCAAGGACAAUGCCAUCAACAAUGGCGUCAAGGAUAGUACCGGGAUACCCCCCAGUCUGUGGCAUAUGGACGUCAGGUGCUUGGAUCGCAGUCUGAGAAGAAUCAAUAUUGCCAACUACAGAGGACUGCCUCUCGAAAAGAUGCUUGCGAAGUUUCUGCUUUCCAAGGCUGCAGUGUUGGAGGAAUUCUCAGUUACGUUAGCAGCUUGGCUUGAACCACGGGAGGAUAAUAAACUAGCAAAGGAGCUAACAUCCUGGCUAUGUGUAGGCCGUACCAGAGUAACUUGUAUCUAUUCAAAGAAAAAAAAAAGGAGUAACUUUUAA